AUGGCCUCGCUUGCGCACGGAAAAACGGCCUUUCUCGAAAGAUUCAAGGAAGGCGAACUCGACGAGCUAGAAGCCGAUCCAGGACUCUCUGCCAUCAACAAAGCUGUAGUUUCCAAACUCAACCACAACAUCCAGUUUCUUCCGGAGUCUAAGCGUCUGCCGAGCGAGGAUAGGCCCACUUUGGACGACCAACCGUUCCUCAACAAUAUCCGUAGAAACAUAGGCGAGGUUCAGGUCGAUAUCUUCCAGGGGACACACGAUGCAUCAUGGGAAGAUACGCUUCCGUUCGGUCCAGCGGGUCUGGACGGCGUCAAUUCUGAUGCAGAGGGAGAUGUUCCCGUUAAACAGAAACAAGUGAUUCAUGCAAAGAAAGUUAGAUCGCACAAUGUGAACUCUACAGCUGCCAGCUCCGAAGCUCUUAAAGAAUCGGCUAAUCGUAAAAUAAGUAAGAACAAUGCAGCUAAAACCGCACUGAGUGUCCCUGUUAAUGAUGAUGCGGAACACAAUCAGCGUAAACUGUCUGUUGUGGUCGCAAUGACUCCGGCGCAACGCAUAGAAAAACAUCGCGGUAUGGGGUCGAGCAACGCGCUAGAUAGCUUGGACAUCCGGGAGCAGAUUGGCCGUGGAGCCCAUGGUAUCGUCUACAAGGCAUUGAACAAAGAGACUGGCCAGCUCUUGGCAGUCAAAGUUCUACGAGCUGACAAGGAAGAACUAGCUGGUCUCAUGGGCGAAAUUGACUUGCUCAAAAUCCUCAAGCAUCCCAAUAUCGUCAAAUACCAUGGCUUUGUAAAGACCUCCGAGACAUUGAAUGUGCUACUAGAGUACUGUAGUGGUGGAUCUCUACGGCAAUUGUACAAACGGCUUGGACACGGGAUUCCAGAGGCUCAAAUAAAGUCAUAUGUCAAGCAGAUUCUAGAGGGCCUCAACUACUUGCAUGUGCAAGGUGUGGUUCAUAGAGACGUCAAAGCUGCGAAUGUGUUGUUAACUGAGUCCGGAGAAGUAAAACUAGCGGACUUUGGAGUUGCAACAACGGUAGCUGCACUGCACAACACAUGUGUUGGCACGCCCCAUUGGAUGGCUCCUGAGACGGUGAUGGGAGGUGACGGCUCGUGCACGGUCUCGGAUAUCUGGUCUUUGGGUGCAACGAUUAUUGAGCUCUUUACAAUGAAUCCGCCGUACCAUGAUUUGGUUCCGAUGGCUGCCAUUCAUGCGAUUGUCAACAAUGAACAUCCAAUACUUCCUCAUGCCUUAUCAGCUUAUGGCCAAGAUUUCUUGUUAGAAUGUUUCCAAAAGACGCCUGCUCUUAGAAAGAGUGCCGCUCUACUCUUACUGCACCACUGGCUCAGUGGUCAUAGGAAGGUUCUGAGCGAAAACUCAGAUCUUAACUCUCAAUCACAGAUCGAACUGCGUUCCACUAGACCUAGAUGGGCUGGCUUGAAGACUCUGCUAGACGAAGACGGGGGAAAGAUUGAACCUAAAUACACUCGUGCCGAACUUCUCCUGAAAUUCAGAGAAGGUACCGAUGAACAUUUGUCCUUUGGCUCCAUUGACUUUCCGGAUCCCGCCUCCAUUCAAAGUGAAAUUCCAAAUCGUCAGGCUCCCCUAGUACUAGCUGAUGAGACUCAAAAUUGGAAUGAGCUUCGUGAUGAUCUUGUUGAAGAUGAACAAGAAGACGAUCAUGACAGGUUCUCCAAAUUGGAUAUUGUCGAUUACAAUUCGCAGGAAGUUGAAAAAGAAGAGGAAAUGAUACAAUUGUUAGCUCUGCUUGUGGAACAAAUAUCAGAACUCUAUUCUCAAGGAGACACCUUAAUUAAGCCUCUUACAUUAACCACAUCUAGGAUCUACCACCUUGCAAAGAAAUAUCCCAUUUGCGUCAAUGCUUUACAGAAGGAUCACAGUAUGAUUAGCUUCAUGGAGCUUCUUGAUUUUGCCUCCGACUUUCCUCAGGAAGAACGACUUUGGUACAAUUGUCUAGGAUCACUCAACUGUCUAUUCUCUAGAUACUUGUCCCAAGUCGAGAGUUUCUCGACUCUUGGUGGCAUACCCAAGAUCAUACGAUUUUCUAAACAUACUUUCAGCGUUAAAUUGAGGCUCCAGGUUGCAAAGUUCACAAAAUUUGCUGGCAAAUCUGACCUGGUUCUAAAAACCUUCGUUGCCUCGGGUGGGUUACAAAUCUUGCUGAGAUUCUUCCAUGAAAGCUUCAGUAGCAAUCUGGAAUUUCACGUAGUUUCUAUUCGGACUGUUCACGAUAUCCUAUCUAGGGACUUGGGCUGCGCCAAGUCCGAUUUGUGUCGCACUCUUUUGAAGUUUGGAAUCAUGUCCUCAUGUGUUAGACUACUCGAAGCCUUGUUAAAACCUACUACAGCAAUCUUCAGCGAUAUAUCGUCUCAUCGCAAAAAUUUGACAAUUGCAAUGAACCUUGACAUUAUCAACUGCUUCGGUCUGGCAGGAGCAAAGGUCCAACGAUUAGUAUCAAAUCCUGAAUCAUUCAAAAUCCUCAUAAACGUCUAUGAGUGCCUUUCAUUUCCCCAGCAGAUCAUACUAUUGAAGUACUUCCGGUCAAUGAGCUCGGUGCCGGAGAUCGUCCGUCAAUUGACAUCUGCGCACAUCUUGAAGUUCUAUGUGUCUCUUUUGAGCAAACAUCGGGUGGGGUCUCCGAACUACAAAGAGGUUCUCAAUGUGAUUUGUCCGUCAAUCUAUCAAUGCUGUUAUCUCAAUCAUGAAAGGCAGACUAGGUUUGUCAAGCUAGGAGCGGUUCCAUACUUGCGAGAUCUUUGUCAGGUUGAUCUUCAAAUCCGCCAAUUUAUUCUUCCGGUCUUUUUUGAGUUUGCCUACUGCGAUGCAUCUGUGCGCCAUUAUCUAUUAAAGUACAAUGUUCCGUCGACCUACUUCUCACUUCUUGAAGAUCCGUACUGGAGCUACAACGCCAUGGAUUCCCUCUUGCACUGGGGAACACAAGACAAAUCUUUUAGGUGGUUGGAUACGAAACAAGCUCUUCAGACGGUGACUAAUGUCUUCUUGCUGAAUGAGAUUCUGAACCUCGAGGCGUUUCUAGAGAUCUAUUUCAAAGUCAUGAACCACCACGCCCAGUUGGUAAAAUACAUGACAAAACAAAAAAUCAUACGCAGCAUUUUGUCAAAAUUGGUCUCAUUGAGCAGAUCUGCCGCCGUCAGGGUGACCCUCCUCAAAAUACUCCACAAACUCAUGGAGUUCAACGAAGACGCCAAGCUUCUAGAACAGAAAAUAUUGCAAGAAAUUUCGGCAGCCAUGCAUCCUAUCGCCGACUCCAACGACUCUUCACUUUUGGCCUCUGAUUUGGCCAAGCGUAUCAUGAUCUUAUCCAGGACGUGCAGAUAA
Australozyma saopauloensis is the source of this 3357-nucleotide messenger RNA. RefSeq names its product serine/threonine protein kinase (gene CDC15). Bases 1 to 3357 code for a protein of 1118 amino acids. Lineage: Eukaryota; Fungi; Ascomycota; Pichiomycetes; Serinales; Metschnikowiaceae. Gene Ontology annotation, biological process: protein phosphorylation. The transcript has a single exon. Gene Ontology annotation, molecular function: ATP binding; protein kinase activity. The record is from RefSeq and is a predicted model, not a curated record.